This is a messenger RNA of Sesamum indicum (sesame), 1111 nucleotides long. RefSeq names its product putative invertase inhibitor. Gene Ontology annotation, molecular function: enzyme inhibitor activity. Lineage: Eukaryota; Viridiplantae; Streptophyta; Magnoliopsida; Lamiales; Pedaliaceae. The record is from RefSeq and is a predicted model, not a curated record.
UCGGUGAGAAGAUACAAUAAAUCAGACUCUGAUUUAGCAUAUCAAGAGUUUUGAUCAGCCUUUACUUCCACAUAAUUUCUCCCCCAAGUAAUGACACAUCGAAACUACUCCCCACCCUAUCACUUGGACAUCUCCUAUAUAAAAGCAUUCCUCGUUGGAACAUCAGAUAUCACAAAAAAAGAACAAGAAUUGCCCGUCCUCAAAAACAUCAUAACACCCCAGGAACCACCCCCAUCCCCUCGAAGAACUCGAAAACAAUGCCAAAAGAGCAGCCCUUUUCCCUUUUCUUCCUCUCCAUAUUCAUCAUCAUCAUCAUGGUCCCAGGAUCAGAUGGCCAACGCCUGAUCAACUCCACAUGCGAAACCUUCUCAAAGAACGAUCCCAACAUUGACUACAACUUUUGCACAACUUCCCUGCAGGCAGCCCCUGCGAGUCAGUGCGCCACCCGACAAGGCCUAGGCACCAUUGCCAUCCGGCUGAUACGUUACAAUGUCACCGACACACGUUGCCACAUCAAACAGCUGUUGAAGAACAGGAAAUGGGAUCGCUAUGUUAGGCAAUGCCUGAGUGAUUGCUUUGAGCUUUACUCGGACGCAAUCCCUUCUGUUAAGGCAGCUAUGAAGCACUUCAACGCUAGACGGUUUGAUGAUGCCAACGUGGAGAUAAGCUCAAUCAUGGAGGCCUCCACCACCUGUGAAGAUGGAUUCAAGGAGAGGCAAGGCGUGGUUUCACCUUUGAGUAAGAGGAAUGGAGAGACGUUUCAGCUCUCAGCUGUGGCGCUUUCUGUUUUGCGCAUGAUUCAGACAGAGUCAGGCUGAUUGAUUGAUAGAGUAAUCUUGUUUUGGUGUUUGUUUCAUGAUGUUCUGCAGAUUGGAAUUCAUGACUUAUAUUUAUUCAACUUAUGUUGUUUGUUUGUGGAAUAUGAGUUAAUACAGGUUGGUUGGAGAGUUUGUUCACAUUGGAACUUCAAGAUUACGAUACAACUAAUGUUCUUGAAGGGCAGCAGUGUUGUUGUUUUUCUUUACUCAUUGGACUGAGUGACUUGUACUUGAUCUAUUCUCUUUAACUUUAUAUAUAUAUUGGAAAGUGAUGUUAUAUCUUUUCUAUCUUA